GGCGAACAAAGGAGCCGGGCGGCUCAGCUGUGCCGAGAAACGCUUCCUGUUUCUUUAAAGCGGCUCCUGUGCGCGGCGGAGCGGCCCGAUGGAGCCCGGCGCGCGCGCCCGCAGCUGACAGCGCGGCUCGGAGCAGCCCCGCGCGGCGCGGCGCAGCAUGCGGAGCCUGCAGCUGCAGGAGGCGGCGUGGGGCAGCCUGUGCGUGCAGCAGCAGCUCCGCGGCAUCCGCCGCCUGCGCAGGAAGGGCAAGGCGCACGCCCCGGGGGCCGCGCUGGACGCCGCCGCCGCCACCGGCUCCGACUCGCCCGCGGGGCCCGAGCCCGGCAGCCGCCCGCCCAGGGGGCUCCCGUGCCCGCCGCCGCCGCCACUGCCGCUGCCGCUGCCGCUGCCCGCCCCACGUGGCGGCUACGGCGCCCCCCCCGCCGCCGCCCCGUCGCCUAGGACGCGGCCCGCCGAGCCCCCCGCCGCCGCCGCCGCCGCCGCCGAGAUCAAAGCGCUGCAGCAGACCCGGCGCCUGCUCGCCAACGCCCGCGAGCGCACCCGCGUGCACACCAUCAGCGCCGCCUUCGAGGCGCUCCGCAAGCAGGUUCCCUGCUAUUCUUAUGGCCAAAAGUUGUCCAAACUGGCCAUCUUGAGAAUAGCCUGUAACUAUAUCCUUUCCUUGGCCAGACUAGCUGACCUGGACUAUAGCGCAGACCACAGUAACAUGAGCUUCUCCGAAUGCGUGGAGCAGUGCACGAGGACCUUACAAGCAGAAGGAAGAUCUAAAAAAAGGAAGGAAUAAGAACUGGGAAAGGAGAAUUCAGAAGAAUGUCCAGCCAUCGUUCCAUCUAUUUUGGGCAAUGGUUGCAUAACCCACACGAAGACUGCAAGCGGCUUUUUUGCAGAGACCCCUUUCAGGACAACAGUUGGCUAAGGGACAGUCUCAAAUCUCUGGGGGGAAAAAAAAAGAUGGGAUUGUUUGUUUUGUUUUGUUUUUAAGCCAGCCACCUUUUAGUAUGUGCAAUUUAUUUAGCACUUUUCCCUUUGCUUAACAGGGAAAUGAUACCUUCUCAGCUCACCUUGUACAGUGGUGUUGUUGGUGUUGUUGUUGCUGUUGUGCCAAAGAUUUGAUGGAGCUUCUACACCGCGUCUUCAUUUUGCCUUAACGUUAAAUCUUCGAGCCAAAGACAAGUCAGAAGUUGUGUUCAGAUCAUGUUGAGCGGGCCAUUUCUUAGUGACAAAUCACAAUUUCCAAAUCCUUCUGUAAGUCUCCUCCUAUUUCUCCUGUCCAUAGUUAUCUGCUUGAAGCACUGGAACCAAAUGCUCACAGUGGGGAAAGAGCCAGGACACACCAAUACUUGCUCCAGAAUCGAUUUGUUUUCUUUCUUUCUUUUCUUUGAGCAAUUCCAUCAUUCUGUUUCUUUGGCAAUUACCCUAUUUUCUUUCCUGCUGUGAAACACGUCCACAGGGUAGAAAUACUGACAAAGUGAGACCUGAAACAUGAAAUGUGCUUUUUAAAAAUAUAUAUAUUAUAUAUAUAUAUAUAAAAGUAAAUAAAAAUAAGUGCCAUGUAAAGCAAUAAAAAGAGAAUCAAAAGAAAGUUCAGAUACGCAGAAGGGAAUGCAGCAAAGCUAUUCAGAGGUUGUUUCAGUUCUGUGAAGUGAUUUUGGAGGGGGGAGGGAGGGGGAAUCAAAGUGGUUAAAAACCCAUGUAAUGCAAAGGCAUUUGAAUCCUAUAUUGUACCUUUCACUUCAAAUUGAAGUAAAAAAAAAAAAUUGAGAAACAUUCGCUUGGCGUAUGCAGACUUUGUAGGUAAUACGGGAUGUAUGCAGGACAUCUGCUAGCAAUGGAACAGAACUCCAUGUCAUAGUGAAGGAAUAUGGGUGCUUGAAGAAGGGCAGAUUCAAUGUUUUGCUUCCACUCCAGGGUAAAGCUUAUAUAUGACGGGACCAAAUUCAAGUCUUAGUUAUACCAGCAUAGAUCAGGCUAUUUGCUGUCCAAUUUACUCCAAUAUAGAGGAUUCUUAAUCUGGUCCUGUAUUUGUAUGAAGCCAGAUGGUUGUGUGUUGUGGGGCGAGACCAGGGUCUCUUAUUGUAAGUAUAUCAUUCUUCACAGUCCAAAUUCAGCCAGGUAAAGGGAUUCCAUGGUUGCACUUCCCAUUGCAGAUCUGGGACGUGAAGGGCUGGUUUGAUUGCAUGAUGUCCUCCCUGACAAGCACUUGAACAUCCAUGACUGCUGGGCUCGGGGCAGAAGGCUCAUUCACCAAACACAUGGCAGAAAUACCCAAAGCACACUCAGAUUCACACCUGUGAAUGGGAGAUGCCAUCUCCCACCAUCCACAGGGCAUGUUGGCAUAUUAGUGCUGCUACUGUCAGUAGAGCAACCAUAAAGAAAUCUUCAGUGAAUCGCUGUCAAGAACAAAGGGCUACGGCCCCUUUAGAAAGAUACUGCUGAGAGGUAGCGGAAGAUGGGUGGAGAAGUACGAGCUGAUGGAUUUGGCAUGGCCGAGAACUAAUAAAACAGGGAAGGAGGAAAUGAAGGCAAGAUGGAUAGAGUAUCUUCAGGUGAGUUCAGCUGCAUCCCUGGGAGGACGUGGGACUUAGCAGUUUUGCUGAGAGGACUCCACAAAUUCUUACAUUAAUUAAAAGCAAGCAGAACUCAGAACUGGAACUGCUUGUGGGAAAUAAGUAGUACAUGGGUUGCGGCGAGAGAAACGCACUGAACAUCACCAGUUCCCUCUUUGGUCUGGAGCAGAGCUGAGUGAAACAAUUCAGAGGGAAGACUUCAGUUGAGAAAUUCAUCUGCCCUGUUUGUUUAUAAAUAGUCUCAGUCUUUCUUAAAGUGUAUUAGUCAUGAAUUAAUUACCUCUCAAGUACUUUCUACUCAAGUAAUUUAUUAAUUGCCUCUCAAGUAUUUUUUGUUGCAACAUGCAAUGGUUGCAAGUUGAACUGUAUUGCUAUGUUCUGAUGGGGUACUUCCCAAGAUAUUGCUUUUUUCGUCCCCACCUUUAGAGAAUAAAGGUCUUAAAAUCAA
Alligator mississippiensis (American alligator) is the source of this 3015-nucleotide messenger RNA. RefSeq names its product atonal bHLH transcription factor 8 (gene ATOH8). The transcript has 3 exons. NCBI's taxonomy places the organism in Eukaryota, Metazoa, Chordata, Crocodylia, Alligatoridae. The record is from RefSeq and is a predicted model, not a curated record. Gene Ontology annotation, molecular function: DNA-binding transcription factor activity; protein dimerization activity. The coding region runs from base 158 to 784 and encodes 208 amino acids.